AUGGUCCCCAGCUGCCCCCCCGCGGGUGAUAAAAUGUCUGCCGGCCCCAUGGUGCGGAAGCCGACGAUGCACCGGUACAUCAGCACCAAGGUCCUGCUGGCCGAGGGGCGCGAGACCCCCUUUGCCGAGCACUGCCGCAACUACGAGAACACCUACCGGAUGCUGCAGUCGGAGAUCCAGGGCCUGAAGGACCAGGUGCAGGAGCUGCACCGCGACCUCACCAAGCACCACUCGCUCAUCAAGACGGAGAUCAUGAGCGAGAUCCUGCAGAAGUCCCUGCAGAUGGAUGUGCAGAUAGCAGCUCACUACUCUGCCGUGGAGAUGAUGCGCAGCGUCUUCGAGGAGGUCUGGGAGGAGACGUACCAGCGGGUGGCAAACGAGCAGGAGAUUUACGAAGCCCAGCUCCACGACCUGCUGCAGCUGCGGCAGGAGAACAGCUGCCUGACCACCAUCACCAAGCAAAUCGCGCCCUAUGUCCGCUCCAUCGCCAAGGUGAAGGAGCGGCUGGAACCCAGGCUGCAGGAGCCCCGGGAGCCCAAGGAGGAACAGGCGCAGAUGUUGCUCAAGAUCUACGACGACAGCGAAAUGGCACUAAGGGACACCUCGCCUGGCAGCAAGGAGGGGGCUCUGGCCAGCCCUGGAGAGGGCUGCGUGCCCAGCGGCACCCCUGGAGACCCUUCCCCGAAAAGCAAAGACUGCUGCAGGGGCCAGCAGAAAAGUGGGGCUGAGAAUGCUGCCCGGAAAGAGCUUGCACCGUAG
Molecule: messenger RNA, 759 nt
Organism: Cariama cristata (Red-legged seriema)
Lineage: Eukaryota; Metazoa; Chordata; Aves; Cariamiformes; Cariamidae
Gene: RNF207
Product: ring finger protein 207
Exons: 6
Coding region: 1-759 (252 amino acids)
Biological process (GO): regulation of heart looping; regulation of cardiac muscle contraction
Cellular component (GO): perinuclear region of cytoplasm
Molecular function (GO): Hsp70 protein binding; transmembrane transporter binding
Source: RefSeq, a predicted model, not a curated record